Molecule: messenger RNA, 1289 nt
Organism: Diabrotica balteata
Lineage: Eukaryota; Metazoa; Arthropoda; Insecta; Coleoptera; Chrysomelidae
Source: the annotation of a GenBank genome assembly
GAAGACUGAGAGGUUAUAAAUAUUUUAAAUUCUAUAUAAUUUCCCUUUAAUUUAUUCUUUAUACAUAUUUUUAAUUCAAAUAUCUUCUCUAAAAUGAAUGUAAAGGAAUUAUUAAAAAACCGUAUAGAAUUUCCAAGAAAAGAAGGUCCUAUCCGUUGUAUAUUUUUUUGUGAAUUUCAUCCGACUGCUGGUCCUAUAAUAUCAUGUCAAGUCCCUGAAAACUAUAUAUCUAAAGAACUAUUUGAUAGUAUUAGUGUUUACAUUAUAACAAAAGCAGAAUUGCAAAGAAGUGUCAUAACAGUAACACUUCAGGACUACAAAAUCCUUGGUUUUCCUGUUAGAAUCGAUGAUAAAGACAAAUAUAUUAGAAAUGCUUUUCACUUUAAUUUAUGUUUUGUCUGUGACAGUGAUGCUAGGACAGUACAGUAUGAAUCAGUUGUUCAGAAGUUUUCAGAUUAUUUAGUGGCGAGGGAAAUGGAAAGUGAUUUUUUGUCACAAGGGAAAAUGACAAAAAUUAAGCUGACACCGAUACUGACUCAAGUUAAGGAGGAACUAAACACCAAAGGAGAAUGUGCUUUGACUGAAGGAGCCACAACUACCCAUCUAAAAGUAUGCAGAAUAAGGCUUGAUCCAUCUCCAGUAAUGGAUCACCAAGUUCCAAUAUUCAUAAGAGAACUUCCAGAGCAACAAUGGGAUCUGACUACUCAGCAAGUUACCCCAUAUAUUGAUGGCUUUAAUCACGUAGCAAAAAUAGCUACACUUUCAGAUGUGGAGAAUAAUCUAGUCAAAGCUUGUGUUCAGAAUUUGGUUUAUUAUGGAAUUGUUGCUCUGGUACCAUUGUUUCAGUAUGGCAAUGUGUAUUGUACAACUCCAAAGUUGAAGAUGAUGGCACAAGAUGUUGACUUACAACACAGAUGCUUAAAUUUCGUAGCCAAAUCAAAAAGACAGCCUCCAACCAUCCGAGAUGUUUUUAGAUUGUAUGCUGCUAUGACUAGGGGCACUACCAUUAGAGAUCUCUGCAUUAGAUUUAACCCUUCAAAUCUUCGAAUUAAUGAGCGAAAACUGGUACAGUUUGGGGUGUUGGAAGGGAUCAUUCGCAGGGUACACAAAUAUCCUGUAAUUUUAUCGGAUCAAUCUGAUUUGGAAAAAAGUUUAUCAGGGGCAUCAAGUUUAGAUGAGCUGUGUUGUUCCAUUGGAGUGUCUUCACAACAGCUGGAAGAUCAGUUAGAAAGAGAUCAUAAUGUUAUGUUAUUAUGGAAAUAAAUAUUAUUGUUUUUAUUAUAGAAAUA